UGCUAGUUAGCAUGCCUUCUUAGCCUAAACGGAGAGCCCUCGUUUUGGCGGGCGUUUUGCGGCACGAUUUCGAAUUCGUUAUUCGGCAAAAAACGAUGUAUUUUUUUUAUUCAGUUGGCGGCAUUUCAACGUUUAAUAUCAAUGUUUUUGUCUGAAAGCGAGCGAACACUCUUUGUUGACAUGCGUCAAAAAUGUCCACGGUGACGUCAUUUCAAGAGGCCGCAACCAAUGAUGUCAUUAAAAAAAAACUCAAACUACAAUUGCUUCUCAAUCAAUUAGUAUACAUUCAGUGACUUGCGGUGAACUAUACACCAGAUGGACGGGGACGGUUCCACUACUGACGCCUCCCAGCUGGGCAUCGCUGGGGAGUACAUACCAUCCACACACUACGUGCUCCAGCAAGAUGGUGAUGACGAUGCUGACGAAGGGAUGAAUGAUCAUGAGGAAGGGGGCUCAAAGGACAACUACAGGGAGCAGGACAUCUAUCUCCCCAUCGCUAAUGUGGCUCGCAUCAUGAAGAACGCUGUCCCACAAACCGGAAAGAUCGCCAAAGAUGCCAAGGAGUGCGUGCAGGAAUGCGUGAGCGAGUUCAUCAGCUUCAUCACCAGCGAGGCCAGUGAGCGCUGCCACCAGGAGAAGCGCAAGACCAUCAACGGUGAGGACAUCCUGUUUGCCAUGUCCACGCUGGGCUUCGACAUGUACGUGGAACCGCUCAAGCUCUACCUGCAGAAGUUCCGAGAGGCAAUGAAAGGGGAAAAAGGGAUGCCGGUGACGGACGGCCUUGGAGAGGAGCUCACAGACGACAGCUUCACUAACCCUCUUCCUGCAGGAAUUAUUACUGCCGAUGGCCAGCAGCAGAACGUCAUGGUGUACACCACCUCAUACCAACAGAUUCCUAACGUGCAGCAGAUCCAGUUCUCCUGACAAGUUUCUCCUCCAGCUGCAACAAGUGGCCCGUGCUCGCCAGUGAGAGGAAAGGUGGGUGGGGGUGGGGGGGUUGGGGGGGUGUAGCAUCUGCUGCACCUUGAUGUACAGACCAAUCAUGAGCUGUGUUGUAGAAAGUCUAGUUUGUAGUUUAUGGUACAAAUCAUCUCAACCAUCUUUCAUUUGAAUCGUUUUGUGCAUCAUAAUUAAUAAUGUAAUGCCUUUGCUCUUUUGGCUUACUUGUAGCCACUUUUCCCAAUUCCAUGAUGUUUGUGUGAUGCCAGCUCUUUUGUAAAUUCUCCACUUGUCAUGUGCCGACGUCAUUGGAACAAACAUGUCCACAACAGUUUUAUUUAUAGCAUUAAAAUAAUCU
Molecule: messenger RNA, 1297 nt
Organism: Entelurus aequoreus (snake pipefish)
Lineage: Eukaryota; Metazoa; Chordata; Actinopteri; Syngnathiformes; Syngnathidae
Gene: nfyba
Product: nuclear transcription factor Y, beta a
Exons: 7
Coding region: 316-924 (202 amino acids)
Biological process (GO): regulation of transcription by RNA polymerase II
Cellular component (GO): CCAAT-binding factor complex; nucleus
Molecular function (GO): DNA-binding transcription activator activity, RNA polymerase II-specific; protein heterodimerization activity; RNA polymerase II cis-regulatory region sequence-specific DNA binding
Source: RefSeq, a predicted model, not a curated record